AUGAACCCUUAUCAGCAGCAGUACGACCAACCCCCGUCAGGUGGUUAUCAAGGCUAUCAGCCACCUCCAAGCCAAGCCCCCCCCGCCGGACACUUCCAGCAGCCGUACGGGGCUGCUCAUGGGCAGCAGUAUCCCCCCCAGGGUCAACCUCCGUAUCCCGGCCAGCCCCCGCAGCAGUUCUCGGGACAAGCAUCGCCAGCUCAGCCUUACGGACCACCACCGCCACAGCAGUUUCCGGGACAGACACAACCCCCUCCUCAUCAGGGCUAUUCCAACCAGCCUCCCCCGCAGCAGUAUGGUCAGCAGCAGGCAUAUGGCGUGCCAUUUGGCCAACCCGCGCAGUCAGGCGCAUAUCAGUACAACCAACAACCGCCUUUCGGGGCGGCACCCCCUCAGCAGUGGCAGCAGCCAUUUGGCCAGCCAUACGGCCAGCUACCUGCCGGCCCGCCCGCUCCCCCUUCCCCCGGAUACGAUGUCUCCCAGAAGCAGUUUUACCAGCCCGUCGACACGAAUGCUGAUGUUGAGGGCCUGCGCAAGGCCAUGAAGGGCAUGGGUUGUGACGAAAAGGCCCUCAUCAAGAUCCUCACGGGCCCCAAGUACGUCAAUCCCUGGGCCAUGCAGCAGCUCGUCGCCGACUACAACAAGCGCUUCCUCCGUGAUCUUGCAAAUGACAUCAAGAGCGAGACGCGUGGCGAUUUCGAGGACGCCCUGCUAGCUCUCAUCCGUGGUCCGCUCGACAACGACGUGCGCACACUGCACAAAGCCAUGGACCGCGCCGGUACUGACGAGACUGCCCUUGCCGAUGUCCUCCUCUGCCGGACCAAUGCUGACGUCAAGGCCAUUGUGGCCGAGUACAAGCGCCUUGGGGGCAAGGAUCUCCUGGCGGAGAUUAAGAGCGAGGUCAACGACACACUCUUCCGCAUCUACAGCAUGGCUCUAGCCGCCGGGAGCGCUGAGCCCUCUGCACCAGUCAACCCACUUGAUGUCGAAAGCAAGGUCACGGAGCUGCAUCGCUCAACCGAGGGCGUUGUUGGUGCCAGUGCUGUGUCCGUUGCCCAGAUCUUUAUCAAUUCGAAUGAGGCCCAAAUCCGUGCCAUCAGCGAGGCCUACCGCAACAAAUAUCAUCGCCCCCUGCAGGAUGUCAUUGAGAAAGAAUUUCGCGGCGACACGGAGGACGCGCUGCUCCACAUACUCCUCAUGUCCAGCGACCACGCCAAGGCCGAUGCUCAGUGGCUCCACAGCCCUCUUAUGGGUAGGAUGGGUGUCAAGGAUAAGCAGUUCAUUUACCGCCUCACUUCGCUGUACUGGAACCCUCCCCGCCUGGCUGCUGCUAAGGAUGCCUACAAGACUGUAUACAGAAAGGCUCUGAAGACUGAUGUGAAGGAGGCCUUACGUGGUGACUACGAGGACCUUUGCGUGGCCUUGCUCGGGGGGGAUUGA
Molecule: messenger RNA, 1440 nt
Organism: Clonostachys solani
Lineage: Eukaryota; Fungi; Ascomycota; Sordariomycetes; Hypocreales; Bionectriaceae
Source: the annotation of a GenBank genome assembly